Molecule: messenger RNA, 1603 nt
Organism: Ananas comosus (pineapple)
Lineage: Eukaryota; Viridiplantae; Streptophyta; Magnoliopsida; Poales; Bromeliaceae
Product: zinc finger protein WIP2-like
Exons: 2
Coding region: 226-1311 (361 amino acids)
Biological process (GO): anatomical structure development; regulation of gene expression
Cellular component (GO): nucleus
Molecular function (GO): DNA-binding transcription factor activity
Source: RefSeq, a predicted model, not a curated record
AUAUUCUUUUAUUUGGGGGGUGUGUGUAUGCGUGUGUGUGUGUGUAUUUUUUUUUUUACUCUCUUCACUCCCUUUACGCUUUUAGCCUACUUUAUUUUUGGUGGUUUAGUGCUCUCUCUCUCUUUCUCUCUCUCUCUCUCUCUCUCUCUCUCUCUCCAUCUAUAAUAGUCUCUCCAUCAAUUAACACAGCUACUCCUCUCCCACAAAGGUUCCCAAGCUAUAGCCAUGGCAGAUCCCUACACCAAUUUCUUCAAAGGAUACUUCCAUCCCAAGAACCCCUUCUCCUCCUCCUCCUCCACAACAUCUCCCUCUCCCCUCCCUCUCCCUCAAUCCCCACCACCCUCCCCUCCCCUAAGAGAAGCCCUUCCCCUCCUCACACUAAGCCCUACAAACCACCACCACCACCACCACCACCAAGAAGAGGAGGAUAACACCUCAUGUAGUGCCUUUGAAGGAGGUGGUGAUCAUCACAAUACUGAGAAGGAGAAAGGAGGAGGAGGAGGAGGGGGAGGAGGAGGAGGGUUGGGUUGUAGUAAUAGUAGUAAUAAUAAUAAUGGAGGAAACAAUUAUGAGGAGGGUGUGACUGUGGCCCUCCACAUAGGGCUCCCAACCCCUGGUGCAGCUGAUCUCAUCUCUAGGGUUUCUUCCUCCACCUCUGUAGAUGAUGACAGCAGCAAGAUGGAGGGAGAGGAGGAUGCCAUGGAUGGCACUAUCCCUCUAGGGUAUCCAACUAUAGGCAGGCUCACCAAGGGACAGUAUUGGAUCCCCACCCCUUCUCAAAUCCUCAUUGGCCCAACCCAGUUCUCUUGCCCUGUGUGCUCCAAAACCUUCAAUAGAUACAACAACAUGCAGAUGCAUAUGUGGGGGCAUGGAUCACAGUACAGGAGAGGCCCCGAGUCCCUAAGAGGAACCCAACCCACCGCAAUGCUGAGGCUCCCGUGCUACUGCUGCGCCCCGGGUUGUCGAAACCACAUCGACCACCCGAGAUCGAAGCCGCUCAAGGACUUCCGAACGCUCCAAACGCACUACAAGCGGAAGCACGGGAUCAAGCCCUUCAUGUGCCGCAAAUGCGGCAAGGCCUUCGCGGUGCGCGGCGACUGGCGCACGCACGAGAAGAACUGCGGCAAGCUCUGGUACUGCGUCUGCGGCUCCGAUUUCAAGCACAAGCGCUCGCUCAAGGAUCACGUCAGGGCCUUCGGCCACGGCCACGCCGCCUACGGCAUCGACUGCUUCGCGGCGGAGGACGACGAUGACGAGCCCUCGUCCGAGAUCGAGCAGGAUUGCAAUCACCGACGACACCGAUCGCGAUGAUGAUCAAUUAAUGAUGAAGGAAGAAGAAGAAGAAGAAGAAGAAGAAGAAGAAGAAGAAGAAUUAAAAGUAAAGGUCUUGCAUGCAUGCAUACAUACAUAUAUAUAUAUGUGGCCUUCGCUAGCUAGCUAGUGAUUAUCAUUAUUAUUAUUAUUAUAUGAUUAAUCAUGUUUACGCACUAUAUGACUUAAUUACUCUACUUAUAAUUUAAGUGCUUUAUAUAUAUAUAUAUAUAGACCCAUUUACAACGACAGUGUAGGAACCUUGAUGAUCUCAAUGUAAAGUUUUGGUUAA